Drosophila suzukii is the source of this 385-nucleotide messenger RNA. NCBI's taxonomy places the organism in Eukaryota, Metazoa, Arthropoda, Insecta, Diptera, Drosophilidae. The record is from RefSeq and is a predicted model, not a curated record.
GUUCUCCGAUCAUUCAGAAAUCUUCUUAACUUUAUUGUUUUCGUGAACAAAAUGGCUUCAAAAUUCACAUAUCAGUUGGAGCCGGAGGAAUUUCUUUUCGGCCAUGGCCCUAAGGAUCUCGGCGAGCAGAUUCGCAAGCAGGUGACCAAGCUCACCAGUCUGGAGGGCGGAGCUACGGACAAGGGGCUGGACCGCCAGAUCGAAGCUCUGGAGAGGCUUUGCAAUAACGUCUACGCCAAGAAGUAUCCGCGCACCUACGAAUCCACGGCUACCGGACUAACAGCCGCCCAGUGCAGCCAAGUCUUGAGCUCCGAGUUCCUGCAAUAUCUCAACGAGGGAGCGGGCUCCAAAAAGAAGUAGCACCAUUAUGAAGCGACUCCUAAUA